CCGCGGCCCCGCCCCCUGCUGGCGUCACCACAGCUGCUAGCUCGUCGGUUAGCGUGCUAACAGCGUCCAGCAGUCAGUGAUGAGACAGCAAAGCGGCGGAUGAAGAUGUUUCUCACGCGGGCCUGAGAGCAGAAAGCGGCGUGACACGGAUUUAACCGGCGACCCGGAGCGACUUGAGUCCGAAUUCACUCAAAUCAAGAGCUCGGAGGAGCGUCUGCAAUUCUGAGGUGAUGUCGAAGGUCUGUUUAUGUUCAUUUAGCCGGUAACUGACGUGUGUCGCCGACAAAAACGCGUAUUUCUGUCAGGACAUAAAGUUAAGGAUAUUCUGCUGAUGGAUUGAGUUCGCUGUCGGUUCACCAAACGGCCCGGUUACCGUGCUAACCGGCAGCUAACCGACGCUAGCCUUCAUCAUAAACACUCACAGAUCACCGGAGCAACUGUCAAACUCUUUAAAUGGGGACUAUAAACCGUUUGCUAACGACGUGACUGCACCGACUGUAGCGUGUUGAUCAGCUCCAGCGCACCGUUUACCGACGACCGCCGUGAUGGCGCAUCCGCCGUCCCCCGGGCCGCACAGCCUCGGGAUCCCGACGGUGAAGAAGAAGAGCGGCUUCCAGAUCACGAGCGUCCUUCCCGCGCAGGGGUCCUCCGCCAACACCAGCCUCGCCGACGACACCGAGAGCUACGACGACAUGGACGAGUCACACACCGAGGACCUCUCGUCGUCAGACAUCCUGGACGUGUCUGUGUCCCGGGCCACGGACACCGGCGUCCCCGAGCGGAGCUCGUCUGAGGAGACUCUGAACAGUUUACACGGUGGCGAGACGCCUAACGAGCCGGUGAUGGUCAACGGCGUCCAUCAUCAUCAUCAUCAUCAUCACAAGACUGGACGAUCCAUGGCUCCUUCAGCGACUCCUUCAACGAUCCCUGUCUCUCCGCAGGCUCCGGCCCCGAGCGGACGCUCUGUCCCAGCGGAGGCCAGCGGAUCCGCGUCUAGCUCGGUCUCUGUCACGACGGACUCCGCAGCUGGAGCUACGGUGCCGUUAACAUCCGCGAAUCCUUCGAGCACAGCGUCGCGCUUCAGGGUGGUGAAGCUGGACUCCAGCUCGGAGCCGGUUCGGAAGGGACGCUGGACUUGUACGGAGUUUCACGAAAAGGACGCGCCACCUGGAGACGUCGCGUCCGUCGCUCACAGAGCGUUGGAGAGCAUCAUUCAAUCCGAGCACGAGUCCACGAGCAGCAGCUCCUCUGGAAGCACCUUGAGCAGCAGCGGCGGAGGAGGAGGAGAUGUCCAGCAGGUUUACGGUCAGGACCUGGUUCCUCCGACGGAGAGCUCCUCCGCUCCGGUCCGAUCUGAGCCCCAGAGCAGCUACACUCCGGUGGAACACGCUCCGAUCACAGCAAACCUCCAACCUCUUCUGAUUCCCAACGCAACCUCUCCAGUGUCCAUCGGGAUUCCGGGGCCCGUGUCUCCGAGGCCCCCACAGAUGGACAUCAUCCCGGAGAAUCCUGGAGCACAGCUGUCUUCAUCCCACAGCUCCAGCUUGGCUCUGAGUGCCCUGCAGCCGCUGAGGGCCCCGCUGCACCUGUCGGGCUCCGCGUAUGUGACGGCCUCGCAGCUGGAGGAUGCACAGCGGCUCCUGCUUCAGCACCACACACUGCUGUCCCUGGCUGCAGGAGGCAGGGCUGGACCGUCUGCGUCUGCGUCUGCUCUCGGACAGGACGCCGCUGCUGCUGUGUUUUCUGUCUCAGCUGCUGCAGAUGAAGACAGUUCCUCCGGAGCCAGUCUUGUGGCCAUAGACAACAAGAUCGAGCAAGCCAUGGACCUGGUGAAGAGUCACCUGAUGUACGCGGUGCGUGAGGAGGUGGAGGUGCUGAAGGAGCAGAUCAAGGAGCUGAUGGAGAGGAACUCUCAGCUGGAGCAGGAGAACACGCUGCUGAAGAACCUGUCCAGUCCCGAGCAGCUGACACAGUUCCAGACGCAGGUCCAGACCGGAUCGCCCCCCGCAGGGACUCCGGGCCCCGGACCCACCGCCUGACUACCUCUCAUGACCACACUGUGAACAGACUCAAUCCACACGACACAGACGCUGAUUCUCAGACAAUCCGGACAGUAUUAGCCCACACGCCGCUUCUGAUUUUACCUGCUCUCCUUUAUUGGUUAAAUUUUAGUUGUGUUCCUCUAGCUGUAUUGAAUACAUGAGGAGCACUUUAUUGUCGAGAUGUGAAUAAGACCAAACGAGCGUGACCUUUGACCCCUGAACCCUGAACCCUUGACCUCUGUGGCAAAGACUGUCAGGAUGGAUUUUCUGCGAGCUCGUGAACGAGUUCUGCUCUCGUUAAGUUAUUUGCCUUACGGUCCAUGGCUCUGGUCACAUAUCAGUCUGUCAGUGAUCGUGACCUUUGACCUCACAGUAUGUGCAUGUUUCCUUCAAAACAAUGUGACGUCAUGCAGCUGCACAUCGACUUUAAUAAAAGAUGAGGAAAUGAAA
Molecule: messenger RNA, 2492 nt
Organism: Carassius carassius (crucian carp)
Lineage: Eukaryota; Metazoa; Chordata; Actinopteri; Cypriniformes; Cyprinidae
Product: TSC22 domain family protein 1-like
Exons: 3
Coding region: 546-2039 (497 amino acids)
Biological process (GO): regulation of transcription by RNA polymerase II
Source: RefSeq, a predicted model, not a curated record